This is a messenger RNA of Pan troglodytes (chimpanzee), 3279 nucleotides long. It is a transcript of the gene NPAS4, whose product is annotated as neuronal PAS domain protein 4. The record is from RefSeq and is a predicted model, not a curated record. NCBI's taxonomy places the organism in Eukaryota, Metazoa, Chordata, Mammalia, Primates, Hominidae. Gene Ontology annotation, biological process: regulation of transcription by RNA polymerase II. The transcript is spliced from 8 exons. Bases 155 to 2563 code for a protein of 802 amino acids. Gene Ontology annotation, molecular function: protein dimerization activity; DNA-binding transcription factor activity, RNA polymerase II-specific; RNA polymerase II transcription regulatory region sequence-specific DNA binding.
AGGCGAGGGGGGCAGCGCAGCCGAGCGGAGCCCAGGAGAGCAGAGAGCGAGCCUGAGCGAGAGACGGGGAAGCACGGAGGAGGAAGCCGCCGGUGCGUCGGGACGGGAGCGCAGGUGCUCGGGCACCCGAGCUGGAGCUCCGCAGCCGCCGGUCAUGUACCGCUCCACCAAGGGCGCCUCCAAGGCGCGCCGGGACCAGAUCAACGCCGAGAUCCGGAACCUCAAGGAGCUGCUGCCGCUGGCCGAAGCGGACAAGGUCCGGCUGUCCUACCUGCACAUCAUGAGCCUCGCCUGCAUCUACACUCGCAAGGGCGUCUUCUUCGCUGGUGGCACUCCUCUGGCGGGCCCCACGGGGCUUCUCUCAGCUCAAGAGCUUGAGGACAUCGUAGCGGCACUACCCGGCUUUCUGCUUGUGUUCACAGCCGAGGGGAAAUUGCUCUACCUGUCUGAGAGUGUGAGCGAGCAUCUGGGCCACUCCAUGGUGGACCUGGUUGCCCAGGGUGACAGCAUCUACGACAUCAUUGACCCAGCUGACCACCUCACUGUGCGCCAGCAACUCACCCUGCCCUCUGCCCUGGACACUGAUCGCCUCUUCCGCUGCCGCUUCAACACCUCCAAGUCCCUCAGGCGCCAGAGUGCAGGCAACAAACUCGUGCUUAUUCGAGGCCGAUUCCAUGCUCACCCACCUGGAGCCUACUGGGCAGGAAACCCCGUGUUCACAGCUUUCUGUGCCCCUCUGGAGCCGAGACCCCGCCCUGGUCCUGGCCCUGGCCCUGGCCCUGCCUCGCUCUUCCUGGCCAUGUUCCAGAGCCGCCAUGCUAAAGACCUGGCUCUACUGGACAUCUCCGAGAGUGUCCUAAUCUACCUGGGCUUUGAGCGCAGUGAACUGCUUUGUAAAUCAUGGUAUGGACUGCUGCACCCCGAGGACCUGGCCCACGCUUCUGCUCAACACUACCGCCUGUUGGCUGAGAGUGGAGAUAUUCAGGCAGAGAUGGUGGUGAGGCUACAGGCCAAGACUGGAGGCUGGGCAUGGAUUUACUGCCUGUUAUACUCAGAAGGUCCAGAGGGACCCAUUACUGCCAAUAACUACCCAAUCAGUGACAUGGAAGCCUGGAGCCUCCGCCAGCAGUUGAACUCUGAAGACACCCAGGCAGCUUAUGUCCUGGGCACUCCGACCAUGCUGCCCUCAUUCCCUGAAAACAUUCUUUCCCAGGAACAGUGCUCCAGCACUAACCCACUCUUCACCGCAGCACUGGGGGCUCCCAGAAGCACCAGCUUCCCCAGUGCUCCUGAACUGAGUGUUGUCUCUGCAUCAGAAGAGCUUCCCCGACCCUCCAAAGAACUGGACUUCAGUUACCUGACAUUCCCUUCUGGGCCUGAGCCUUCUCUCCAAGCAGAACUAAGCAAGGAUCUUGUGUGCACUCCACCUUACACGCCCCAUCAGCCAGGAGGCUGUGCCUUCCUCUUCAGCCUCCAUGAGCCCUUCCAGACCCAUUUGCCCACCCCAUCCAGCACUCUUCAAGAACAGCUGACUCCAAGCACUGCGACCUUCUCUGAUCAGUUGACGCCCAGCAGUGCAACCUUCCCAGAUCCACUAACUAGCCCACUGCAAGGCCAGUUGACUGAAACCUCGGUCAGAAGCUAUGAAGACCAGUUGACUCCCUGCACCUCCACCUUCCCAGACCAGCUGCUUCCCAGCACAGCCACCUUCCCAGAGCCUCUGGGCAGCCCUGCCCAUGAACAGCUGACUCCUCCCAGCACAGCAUUCCAAGCACACCUGGACAGCCCCAGCCAAACCUUCCCAGAGCAACUGAGCCCCAACCCUACCAAGACUUACUUUGCCCAGGAGGGAUGCAGUUUUCUCUAUGAGAAGUUGCCCCCAAGUCCUAGCAGCCCUGGUAAUGGGGACUGCACGCUCUUGGCCCUAGCCCAGCUCCGGGGCCCCCUCUCUGUGGAUGUCCCCCUGGUGCCCGAAGGCCUGCUCACACCUGAGGCCUCUCCAGUCAAGCAGAGUUUCUUCCACUACUCUGAAAAGGAGCAGAAUGAGAUAGACCGUCUCAUCCAGCAGAUUAGCCAAUUGGCUCAGGGCAUGGACAGACCCUUCUCAGCUGAGGCUGGCACUGGCGGACUAGAGCCACUUGGAGGACUGGAGCCCCUGGACUCCAACCUGUCCCUGUCAGGGGCAGGCCCCCCUGUGCUCAGCCUGGACCUGAAACCCUGGAAAUGCCAGGAGCUGGACUUCCUGGCUGACCCUGAUAACAUGUUCCUGGAAGAGACGCCCGUGGAAGACAUCUUCAUGGAUCUCUCUACCCCAGAUCCCAGUGAGGAAUGGGGCUCAGGGGAUCCUGAGGCAGAGGGCCCAGGAGGGGCCCCAUCGCCUUGCAACAACCUGUCCCCAGAAGACCACAGCUUCCUGGAGGACCUGGCCACAUAUGAAACCGCCUUUGAGACAGGUGUCUCAGCAUUCCCCUAUGAUGGGUUUACUGAUGAGUUGCAUCAACUCCAGAGCCAAGUUCAAGACAGCUUCCAUGAAGAUGGAAGUGGAGGGGAACCAACGUUUUGAAUAAGUCUGUGACUUAACGUCGUCAAGUAUGGCAUAUUGUCAUCAAGACGUGGAGCCGCUCUCCACCCCCCCGGGACUGUUGGGGGGAUUCUGGGGGCCAGAGGGGGAUAUAUAUGAUUCCCCAGGCCCUGCAGGAUUUGGGGGGGGGAGGUGGGAGGGCAAGGGAGGGGAGCUUCUUUUUAAAAUCAAGAGACUUCGAGCGAUCCCAGUUUCCAUUUCAAUCUGUAUUCACUCGUAGUGAGUUUCCUUGAAUGGGAUUUCAAGCGGAGAAUGGGGGAGUCUCACUUCCCCGCCGCCUUGCCCCAUUGGCCUGGGCCAGUUCUCCACUCCUAGGGGUCAAGCCACCCCUAGCCUUGGUGGGGGAAAGGCAGGGCCCACCUGGGCCAGCCCGUGCCCUGAGGGGCUCUUGACACCCACGUAGAAUUCUCUACACACCAGUAACGGGAUUUCAAUUCCGAUGGACUCUGCCGCCCUGGCGGCCCUUCCUGUGACUUUUGCGCCCCGCGCCUGGGGUGGGGGGUGCGAAGAGACGCUACGUUCCUUUCCGAUGGAGGAAGGCAGACCUGCCGUCACACGUGUGCUUGCACGAGUGCGUGUACCUGGUGCGGGACUCACCCGGCCGCCAGACUGCCUGGGCCUGCCCAGAUGGCCACCUCGUGGUGCUGCGGUGACUUUGUAGCCAACUUUAUAAUAAAGUCCAGUUUGCCUUUUUGGUA